Molecule: messenger RNA, 924 nt
Organism: Aspergillus pseudotamarii
Lineage: Eukaryota; Fungi; Ascomycota; Eurotiomycetes; Eurotiales; Aspergillaceae
Exons: 1
Coding region: 138-626 (162 amino acids)
Source: RefSeq, a predicted model, not a curated record
CCUGGCGGGGGGGAUCUUGAAAACCACAGGGGCAGCGGAUGGCUGGGGCGAAGAUUGUCGCAGUAACGAAGGUUGGGGGAGUGGAUGGAAUGUAAUUAGAAUGCGGGUUGUGUUGAGGAAUUCCAAGCCUGCCUCAAAUGGGCGAGAAGGAAGGAGAAUUAGCGGGGACAAGAAAGCGGCGGGUCUGGAAGGAAGUUCGUUUUCCCAGUGGCGCUAAAAAAAAAAAGGAAGAGAGAGGGCCGGAGCUGAUGAUAUAUAGAUCGCUGGUCAACUCCUCGGAAGCGUCGUCAGAAGCUAGGUUCGAAGCGAUAAAAAAAGAACAACCGUUAGCUCUUCUUACGAACCAGGAUCAGAUCGACCAAAAGGAACAGAUGCACGUAAAACGACGAUCUAAGGCGCUUGAGGUGUGCUUUCAAAGGUCGGUCAGGGUUAACUGCUGUAAUCGACGUACAGUAGGGGCGCUAACUGAGCGGCAACGCUGCACGGGUCACAAGUGGAAAUUAAAUGGCCCCCCCCGGAGGAAAUUAGUCUUGAGACAACUGGGCGUUGAGUUCUCUUUUGGGCUUCUUGGCUUUUUGCUUUGUUUUUCUUUUGGCCUUUUCCCUUCUCUUCGGUGGCCUCCCUGAUGAGCCUGGGAGAUUUGUGGUAUGUGGUGGAGAGAGGGAGGAUGAAGAAAGAGAGGAGAGAGAGGAGAAGAGGAAAAGAGGAGUAGAUGAAUAAAUUGUAGAGUCAGUCCCAAGAAGGGAAUUAAUGGUGAGGCUGCGGGAAGUCACGCCGGUCACCACAUACACCUUAAAAGGCCUGAGGGUACCGGGUGUGGCCUGAGGUAUGAGCUGGAAGAGUAUGUUGGAUAGGAGAAAUGAGGACGACGACUGGGGUCAGGAUAAGAACACAAAGGGGAAUCGGAACCACAGAGAAAAAAGA